AUGAUCAGCCCCGAAUGCGCAAACUGUGUAGGUGACACACCGGGAGACGACCAGACACGCUCGGUCAACAUCGGCGUCGUGCUGGGCGUGCUGGGCGGGAUGGCGCUGAUCGCACUGGUCGUGUUCGCUGUCGUUCCCGUCGCGCGGCGCCAAACGCGGCGUCGUGUGGGCAGCCGGGGCGACGAGGAGAGCGGAUUCCUUCCUUCUCGGCGAUCAUCUUCCCGUCAUCAAAAGAUGCAGCUCGAGGAGCCAGCCGGUCCGGACGUGCUCCUGCCCCUCAUCGAUCCAGUGUCCACCAUAACCUGGUCAGAUCUCCGCUCCAAGAACGCGAGCGCUGAUUCAUUUCAGGAGGCCGGCCUGUACUCCUUCCGCACGGGCGACGCGACCACCUCGCACCCUAGCUUCGACGCCUCCAGCUCGGACUCGGACAUGGACGACACGGGGCAGCAGGACGCGUGCGACGCCCAAAUGUCAGCGGGGGCUUUGAAACAUAGUCCGACGCCCCCGGGGCUCCCGUCCAAGAUUGGCGCCAGCACAGCUACAGCAGCCCCGUCGUACUCAUCUACGCCCGCCGCGGUCGCGGACUCUGCCCUCCAUGCUGGUAUGUACCCCCUCAGCCCCGUCUCGCCCGUCCUCUCCAUGUCGCGCGGCGCGAGUCGGUCGCGCCCAGGCACCGCCCGCCCAGGCAUGGAGCCCCUCCUCGAGGACGGCGGCGGCAGCCCCGCAGAGCCGCCCCCGCUGCGGCAACUACCAUCGCCGCCCUCCUCGCCCGAUCAGUACGAACCGAACUACCGGGGCAGCGCGUCGAGACGACGGCCGAGCGUCACCUCCAACCAGACCGCGCCCUCCGUCCUCCCGUACCGCCCGCGAUCGUCCACGACGACGUCUCUCCCGCUCUCUGCCGCGUUCCGCACGAGCCUCCUCUCCGGCACCCCCUCCGCACAUGCCUCGUCGAGCACGCCGCCCCGAUACCCCACCCUGGCUGUCCCCGUGUCCCGCUCGCGCGCGAGCUCGGUCUCCCUCGCGCCGAUACCAGAUGUAUCGCCUACUGAACGACCGAUGGACGCGGUCCGCCGGAUGAGCACGACCGAGCUGCGCCACCGCCACCCCUUGUCCACCACUGCAGCCACCGCCAGCACCCACAGUGGUAGUCAUUCCGCGACGCACGGAAGCGGAAGCCAGGACGCGAUGCAUGGGGGGCACGCGAGUGGUCCGUCGCGCAUGCCGGACUACGGCGAGGCGGGCCCGUCGAGCUGGCAGCGCCGGAGCAGUAUGCAGCUGGAGCGCAGCCCGCCGACGUUGACGAGCUCGCCGUCGCCGCUGUCGCCCCCGCCCUCUGCGCGCCCCUUCCGGCCGCUCCCCGUCCCCGGCGCUCAGAGCGCGUCCACCGCGCGGCCCACCACGGCGCCCGGGCCACACACGCAACCACAUCCCCCAGCCCAUUUGCAAUCGCAAUCUCAAUUGCCAUCGCAGCCCCAUCAACAUCUGCCCGCACUCGUGCGGAAGAGAGACAGCCCCGCGCUCAGGCCACUCCCCGCGUCGCCCUUUGCGUACGGAGGCGCGGGCCCCGCGGUCAGCCGGCAGCCGAGCACCGCGUCGACGCGCACGCGCUCGAGCAGCGUGAUGAGCGAGCGGUCGCUGCCCCGGCAGCUCCCUCCCCUGGCCCCGCUGCCCCCGCUCGACUUUAACUCGGACUUCGCGACGCAUGGGGACUCGGACUCGAGGAGCGUCAGGUCGCGGAGGAAGUGA
Molecule: messenger RNA, 1749 nt
Organism: Rhodofomes roseus
Lineage: Eukaryota; Fungi; Basidiomycota; Agaricomycetes; Polyporales; Fomitopsidaceae
Exons: 2
Coding region: 1-1749 (582 amino acids)
Source: RefSeq, a predicted model, not a curated record